Leptosomus discolor (cuckoo roller) is the source of this 1556-nucleotide messenger RNA. The record is from RefSeq and is a predicted model, not a curated record. Lineage: Eukaryota; Metazoa; Chordata; Aves; Leptosomiformes; Leptosomidae.
UUGUGGCCUUCCUGGUGGCAUAUCAUCAAAACAAGCAGCUAAUAGGAGAGAAGGGGCUGCUCCCUUGUAAACUGUACCUGCAGGAUGUCAAAAAGUAUUUCAAAGGGAAGAUAAACCUGGAUGCGCUGAGCUAUGCACCGACAAUCAUCUGGUUUCUGGACUGGUCAGACAUGGACAGCGCCUUGGACUGCCUCUCUCUGUUGGGCCUGGCAACUUCAGCCUUCGUAUUGGUAACUGGAUGCGCAAACAUGAUCCUCAUGGCUGUCCUGUGGGUUCUCUACCUCUCGUUUGUCAACGUUGGACAGAUCUGGUAUUCCUUUGGAUGGGAAUCGCAGCUGCUGGAAACAGGAUUCCUGGGGAUAUUCCUCUGCCCGCUCUGGUCCCUCUCCCACCUGCCCCGGCACACUCCUCCUUCCAGCAUCGUCAUCUGGGGCUUUCGAUGGCUAAUUUUCAGGAUCAUGCUUGGAGCGGGGCUGAUUAAAAUUCGAGGAGAUCGCUGCUGGAGAGAGUUAACUUGCAUGGACUAUCACUAUGAGACGCAGCCGGUGCCCAACCCCAUCGCCUACUUCAUGCAUCGCUCGCCGUGGUGGUUUCACCAGUUCGAGACCCUGGUCAAUCACUUCAUCGAGCUGGUGGUGCCGUUCUUCCUCUUCCUGGGGCGGCGGAUGUGCGUCGUACACGGCCUCUUGCAGAUCCUCUUCCAGGUGCUUCUGAUCAUAAGUGGAAACCUGAGUUUCCUCAACUGGCUGACCAUCGUGCCCAGCAUCGCCUGCUUCGACGACGCCAGCCUGGGGUUCCUGUUCAGCUCCAGGCGAGGAGGGGUGAAGGAGCGGGUGACGCAGAUGGAGCUCAAAGCAGCAGCCAGGGAGCAGCUUCCCCUGGGUAAGUUAGUCCCAGAGCGGGGGAAAAACAUGCACAGAGGCUGCUAUAUCCGCAAGGCGGUGAACAUCUCCUUCGGCCUCCUGAUUGCUUAUCUCAGCAUCCCGGUGGUCCUAAACCUGCUCAACUCCAGACAAGUCAUGAACACGUCGUUCAACCCCCUCAGAAUAGUGAACACCUACGGAGCUUUUGGGAGCAUUACCAAGGAGAGGACAGAAGUUGUCCUUCAGGGGACGUCCAGCCUGGAUCCCAAUGACCCCGCUGCUGUCUGGGAGGAGUAUGACUUCAAAUGCAAGCCUGGGGACUUGAAGAGGAGGCCAUGCUUCAUCACCCCCUACCACUACCGCCUCGACUGGCUUAUGUGGUUCGCUGCCUUCCAGACCUAUGAGCAGAAUGAAUGGAUAAUCCACUUGGCUGGGAAACUGCUGGCCCAGGAAGAGGAGACCUUGUCCUUGAUGGCAACGAACCCAUUCGCAGGCAGAGCACCCCCACGGUGGAUCCGAGGGGAACACUUCAAGUACAAAUUCAGCCGACCCGGGGGAAAGCACGCCAGCGAGGGGAGGUGGGGGAUUCGGAAGAGGAUUGGCCCUUUCUUCCCCCCCGUCUAACUCCAGGGCCUGAAGCAGUUUUAUGAAGAAUUGGCCGUACCCCGUGCGGGACUGAUGGAGGGAGGACAA